AUGAGCGCCGUGAAUACCUCCGAACCAGUGGUAGUUUCUGAUGCAGCGCUUGACGGAAAUGUUGGGGAGCCAAGAAGUGAUGCCCCGGGCGAAGUGCAAAUAGGUGAAGAUGCUGCCCCGGGAUAUGUUCCGCGCCCCAAACGAGUGGCUUGUACGGUGUGCAGAAGGCGGAAAUUGCGAUGCGAUGGAGUGAAGCCCAAUUGCGGGAACUGUACACGGCUAGGCCAUGCAUGUGCAUAUAACGAAGUGAGAAAGAAGAGUGGCCCUAAAAGAGGCUACGUCAAACAAUUAGAGGCCCGAUUAGCACAAGUUGAGACUUUACUUAAAGUACAAGAUGCAGGGGAAACCCCACAAGGACCUCUCGGGAGUUCCGACACACGUUUCCAAACAUCACAAAACGGCUCUAUGGAGAGCAUAGAUUAUGCCCCGGCUCCUGAUUCGGAAUCUUCCUUGCCCCUCUAUUCUUAUGUUGACCUGCCAUCAAACCCUGUGGAUAUACCUGCAACAAAUCUUGGAAUUGGCGAAGACGUCCCCUGGGAAAUGAUAGGCUUGGGCUUAGAGGAGGCUCUCCCUACCCAAGAUGCCAUCGAUGAUUUAAACAACAUCUAUUUCCAAAAAAUUCACCCUUCCUCUCCUAUGAUUCAUAAGCCACGAUACUAUGCCGCCAUGAAUCUUUCUCCUGCGAUGAGACCACCGAUUUGUCUUCGAUAUAUGAUGUGGGCGCAUGCAGCUGCAGUUACUGAUCGAUACCAAUCACUUCACCCACAUUUCUAUCAGCGUGCCCGAAAGUACGCAGAGAUGGAUGAGAUGAAAGGUCUUGGUGAAUCUCUGAUUACUGUUGCACAUGCGCAAUGUUGGGUAUUGAUCACUUCCUACGAGUUUAAAAUGAUGUAUUUCCCUCGGGCGUGGAUGAGUGCGGGUAGAGCUACUAGAUUAUCUCUUAUGAUGGGAUUACAUCGACAGGAUGGACUGGGUUUAGACGUCAAGCAAUGUAUACCACCAGCCCGCGAUUGGACCGAACGAGAAGAAAGGAGGCGAACGUUUUGGGUUGCUUUUUGCCAAGAUCGAUAUGCCUCGGUAGGAACUGGCUGGCCAAUGAUGGUGGAUGAAAGAGAUAUUUUAACCUAUCUCCCUGCCUCUGACGAAGCAUUUCUCAGUUGUAGAGCACAGAAGAGCAUGUCGCUAUCUGACGCCCUGGCUGGCCAGGGUGCUUCUACGCUCUCGUCUUUUGCUUCCGUUGUGAUUCUCACUUGUCAUCUCGGUAGGAACCUUCACCAUCUCCAUCGUCCCUCCGCCAAUGAUAAGGACCAUGAUCUGAAUGGAGAAUUUUGGAAACGCCAUCGCGCCCUUGACAAUAUUUUACUAAACACAUCACUAUCCCUUCCUAACCACUUACGUCUACCCGAGGGGGUUAACGACCCUACCGUUGUAUUCUGCAAUAUGUGUAUCCAUACAUCUACGAUUUGCCUCCACCAAGCCGCGAUUUUCAAAGCAGAAAAGAAUCAUAUGCCCAAUCAAAUUGCUGCAGAAAGUAAACGUCGCUGUAUAAUUGCGGCUGACCAGAUUACUAACAUCAUGAAGAUGAUAAGCCAUCUUGACUUAACGGUGAUGAACCCGUUUCUCUCAUUUUGUUUAUACGUAGCCGCACGUGUUUUUGUUCAAUAUCUAAGAUCACGAUCUGAGGAUCUCACUGUUCGCUCGUCACUUCAAUUUUUAAUAUCCGCUAUGAAUGCGUUGAAAAGCAAAAACCCACUAAGUCAAUCAUUCUUGGUUCAACUAGAGUUCGACCUUGAAAAUUCCAACUUGGAGACUCCUAGUGUCGUCUGCUCUAGUUUGCCGUGCACUUUGCAGCAGCCAGACCCUGAAUUGACGGACGUAGCAAAACCUGAUAAUUCAACUCUUUCAGACCAAAAUGCCACAGGAACACGAAAAACAUCCAGUGUUGAGCAGGAUGGCGAAGUACAGUAUGCCAAAGGCAUAUUUUCGUCAAAUAUUUCUCUUCCAAGCCGUCAGAAGCCCAAUAACAAAGAAAAACCGCACUCGACUCCUCACUCAACGUACUAUCGUGUACCAAACAGUUCGGGGGAUACAACGGAAGCUUCCUUUUCGGCUUUAUUAGACGAACAAAGGCGUGCACUUGCCAUGGAUAUAGACAUGGCAACGGACAUUAGUACCACAAGUGACCGCCAGCAAUCCAAUUCCGACCAUUCAACACCCAAUACCCACCAGUCAUCAUCAAACAUAUCCCUAUCGCCCCAUACCAUCGACUAUGGUCCUUCGUCCCCAAAACAACAACAUAAGUCUUCUCAAACCAAAUCCCAACCUCAUAUACCCGUAACGUCUCCUGAUUUCGAUACCGGCGCUAUCGCACCCGACCUAACAUUUAAUCCAUUUAACGUACAAUCUACAGUAGGUAACCCCUUUGGAUUUACUGCGUCUUGGAACUACAGCAAUCAGAACCGCACACAACCGGAAGAGGGAGGAAAUCCACUCCCAGCUUCCACAAAUAUUACAUCUGCCAGCCUAGGCGCAGAUCUUAUGUUCUUUGAAGACCUUAGUUGGAUGCAGAAUGCAACGGGCAACAUUAUUGAUUGGAAUAACUGGCAGCACUAA
Molecule: messenger RNA, 2613 nt
Organism: Ophidiomyces ophidiicola
Lineage: Eukaryota; Fungi; Ascomycota; Eurotiomycetes; Onygenales; Onygenaceae
Exons: 6
Coding region: 1-2613 (870 amino acids)
Biological process (GO): regulation of DNA-templated transcription; DNA-templated transcription
Cellular component (GO): nucleus
Molecular function (GO): DNA binding; DNA-binding transcription factor activity, RNA polymerase II-specific; zinc ion binding
Source: RefSeq, a predicted model, not a curated record